AUGCGCGGACAACGGCAGCAAGGUGGUGUGGCUUUGGGACGGUUGCUGGACAUCGGCAGAUCGGCGGCACGGCUGGACAUCGCGUGGGGAGGGGUGUCUCGGUCGUGUGAAGCUUUGGCCGAGACUCUCCUCUCUUCUUCUCUAUAUUUUUUGAAACUUUCUGAGCGUACCUUCAGGCGUGAACUUUUUCUAACGACAAAGGACGACGAAUGCAGCAAAUAUACUAGACUGAGCUAUAAUACUCCCAGAAUAUAUGAUCCGAAGCGUGUCAAUCCAUGGUUAACAGAUGUAACUCAUACCGGACUAUCGAGCAACAAGAAGCAAGCAGUUGAAGCUGCAAUCCACAGGCCAGAUUUUCUGCAGUGGAGUGUUUACCCAUUGAACAAACCCUCCAAUUAUCAGUCAACGCAAGGUUAUGCCUCAGUUAACUCUCACAAUCUCGGAAAAAUCCUAAAGGAAAAAGUAGAUCACGUUUGUGAUUCUGAAAUUGUGGUGUCUGCGCCGAUAAGCAACUUUUUGAGUAAGGCCGAUGACGGAAGAUUGUUGAGGAGCUUUGGCUGUAACAAGUACUAUAGCAACUUCUUGUCUUUGGGUAGUCCGUGUCAGAUUAAGGAUGGGAAUAACACACCGGUGGAUGGGAUUCACAAUGAAAGAUUAGACCUGAAUCUCACCUUAGGUCGCAACUAUGAGAAGAAGAGAGAUAAAAUUGUUACUGGCAGAGCUGAAGAAGGACCUUCGGAACAUGCAUUUGGCAUGGCUGUUGCUGAUAAGAAAGCCAUUGCUGAUAGCAAGGCCAUUUUAGACUAUUCAAACUAUGCUCAUUUCUCAGGAGCAACUAGCCAGACAAACACCGUUGAGCCGACUGCUCAUCAAAAUAACAUACCGGUGGAUGUGAUUUGCAACAGUCGACAGAAUGGGCAUCGAACCUUAGGUUGCAACGAUAAGGAAAAAGGAAAUUUCGUUGUUUCUGGAGGAGUUAAGGCCACUGCCAAUGAUGAGGCAAAGCUAAACAAUCAAAACUCUGCUCAAUCCUCGAGGGCAACUAUUCAAGGGGGAAUAGUUGAGCCAAAUGCUCAUCCUUCUUCGGAAAGCAAUUCAAAUCCUGGAGAUAAUGUGAAAGAAACGAAAGCUCAUAAUAAAAAGAAGCCAAAGGCGGCUAGUGACCCUCGCCCAAAUUUAUAUCCGUCAUCCGUCCUUAGUCUAUUAUCAACUGGAAUAUUUGAUGGGGCCCUGGUGAAGUACAUUUGCGAGAGUCGUGAUUUAAUUCUUCACGGUGUGAUAAAAGGGCCAAAGAUUCGUUGCAGCUGCGACGAAUGCCACAACUCUGAAUACAUUGGUCUCUGCAAAUUUGAACUCCAUGCCGGAGGGAAGAGCAAGAGGCCGACUAGUCACAUCUUUUUGGAGAAUGGCAAGACCCUCUAUGAUGUUUUUCAUGAGCUGAAGGACGCUUCGGAGGAUAAGCUUUUUGAUGCGAUUCAGCAAAUCGCAGGUUCCGCUGUUAAUCAGCCAAACUUCCGCAUUUGGAAAGGUUCUAGCAGUCUCGACGAAUCUCUCGAGCUCUCAGCGUGUAACAAACUAACAAUUAUCAGUUCUAGAUGCUUUAGACCAGCUACCAGUGUUCGUCAAGCGAAGAACCAGCAAGCAACAAGAGAAUCACAGUACCACCAACACCCCUAUGGUGUCCCUGCAGUCCUUUGUGCAUCGAAGCUUCAUGACGCGGCCCUGCAUGACGAGUUCCUUACCUUCAUCGCGAACAGGCCUUCUACUGGUCGUCCUUUGGUCUGA
This is a messenger RNA of Rhodamnia argentea, 1785 nucleotides long. RefSeq lists its product as uncharacterized. Lineage: Eukaryota; Viridiplantae; Streptophyta; Magnoliopsida; Myrtales; Myrtaceae. The record is from RefSeq and is a predicted model, not a curated record. The coding region runs from base 1 to 1785 and encodes 594 amino acids. The transcript has 5 exons.